Metopolophium dirhodum (rose-grain aphid) is the source of this 2007-nucleotide messenger RNA. It is a transcript of the gene mRpS10, whose product is annotated as small ribosomal subunit protein uS10m. The transcript has 4 exons. The record is from RefSeq and is a predicted model, not a curated record. The coding region runs from base 1259 to 1810 and encodes 183 amino acids. NCBI's taxonomy places the organism in Eukaryota, Metazoa, Arthropoda, Insecta, Hemiptera, Aphididae. Gene Ontology annotation, cellular component: mitochondrial small ribosomal subunit; mitochondrion.
UACGUUCGCGUCGUAUUGUUGGGCAGUGGUCGACCUCGUGGUCAUCCGACCCUGUGUUUUUUUAUUAUUAAUAUUUAAGUUGGGCUGAAGCCGCUAAUAUUAUUUGCAUAGCAGUUGCACACUUGUGUACCGUCGUAAACUUUGAGAUAGUCGGAGUUUGCCUUUUUAUGUCUUACACCUCGAUCACGGUUAAAAUAAAAAAUACUGAACUAAACCAAGCGCUCUCGAAUUUCUACCUUUUCAACGUUUCAAACGUUGGCGUUUAUUCUGCAAAACGUUUUUCGCUAUUGGCGGUUGAAAGUAAUAAGAUGUAAUGGGGACACUGGUCUGCUAAUUUAUAUGUUAUUUUCACGGUCUUAGAUUAUUUACUAGUUCCCCGUUACAGAUCCACCCACCGCGCCGGCCUGAUCGUUGAUAAGCUUUCAAUUGCCAAUAGAAUUUCCUCCUAUAUUUAGUAUUUUAGUCAUGGUGUGAACCAUCUUUGUCCGUGCCGCUAGUCUGGCUCUCUAGACGUCUAACAGUAUGGCACAGCAUUAUGUGGCCAUUAAAGUGGUUUCCGUAAAAAACUUUCCAACAGUAUUUAUAUUCACAAGUUUUGAAUUCGUUUCUUUUCCACAUAAUUAUUCUCAGGUAUCCAUCUAAGUUUAUAUGCUGGGUGAAAACAAGACGCCAAUAUAGCUUUAUUCACAUCAGGUGAUAAGUCAAAAAACAAUUUAAAACGUUUUUCGUCUCUAUAUUUUAAUAAUGAAUUCCAUCUAUAUUUAUAAUUGGGAAUGAUAUUUUAACAUUGGUUUUCAAAUAAAAGCGCGAAAUAAUUGUAUAACUUUUUUCAUAAUAUAACCAUAGAAUUUUCUAUGAUAUAACAAGGUGUAUUGAAGGUGUAUAAUUGUAUAUGAUUGUAUGUAUCAAUACACCUUGGAUAUAACCACUAUUAUACUAUUAUACUAUUAUAUGUUUCGUGGAACUAAUAUUUUUUUUCAUAAUAUCUCUAAUCUUCAUGGUUAUGACUAUAGAUAAUAUAAGAAUGGAUAGAAGAUAGAACGCAUGUUAUACAGUUUCUUAUAUUAUCUAUGGUUAUGACGUCUUAUGACAACAGAUACGUGAUAAGGGAGGAAUAAUAUUAUUAAUCUAUAAAAAAGAUAUACUUAAUAAGUAUAGAUAUAAAAGAUAUAAAGUCAUAACAUAUUAUUUUAACUUCUUGAAUCUUGAGUCGUGUGAAUAAUUUUCAAUAUUCGGCGAGUGACGACGACAAGAAAUAAUGACUACUUUCUUGAAAACCUUAUUGUUGAACAGUAGAAAAACUUCAGCGUUGUGGCCUUCUUAUUUUAAUUUAUCGACAAGAUCGUUCUGCGCCAAACCACUAAUAUCCGAGGAGAGUAAUUUCCACCAAAAUGAUUUGGCGUCUGUUACUGUUCAGAAUGAAGAACUGGAUAAAUUAUACAAGACCAUAGAAUUUGAAUGUCGUAGCAACGAUCGUGCAGUAUUACGGAGUUACACUCAAUUUGCAACAAUGGCUGCAAAUGAACUAGGGAUUCAAAUCGGUAAAUGCUGGUCCCCACGUAAAGCUCACCACGAACGGUACACAUUAUUACGUUCUAUUCACGUCCAUAAAAGGUGUAGAGUACAGUAUGAAGUAAGGACAUGGUUUAGAUUCAUUCAUUUCCAUAAGCUUACUGGUUCUACUGCAGAAACCUUUUUGGAGUAUGUUCAAAGAAAUUUACCAGAAGGAGUUGCACUUAAAGUAACCAAAGUACUUCUAGAAAAUAUUCCUGAAAGUGUUUCAUCUCAUAUGUCUUCGGAAAUAGUUUAAAUGAUAUAUCAUAAUAUAUUACUCUUAGUUUUUAAUGGUGAAAAUAAAUUUUUUUUUAUGUAACAAUUUCUAUAUAGUAAAAUCUGUAAAUUAAAUUUGACUAAUUUGAAUUUGAUUAUUAUUGUUAAUAGGUGUUCAACUAUGAACACUGUUCAUAUAACAGUAAAAUAUAUCAAAUAUUAUUACUUAUACAAGUA